UAUCAAUAAAGGAAGCCAAAAAAGUUUUUCAAACAUCAUUACUAUUCCCGCUAAAAAAGCUGCCAGUUCGAACGGACAUUUCAAUUUCAGUCAAUCACCUAUUUAAUUUAACUUAAGAAAUUAAAUUAGUACUGUAGUUUGUAUAACAAAUCGGUUUCAUCCAUUGCCCCAUUGAAAAUAUUUAUUUUCAUUUAUUUCGUCGAUGGAACCUUUUAUAAAUUGCAAAAGUAGGUUUUUAAACAGUAUUCAAUUAGCGGCGUUCCUGUCCGACGCUUGUCAAAGUAUUCAACUUUUCUCACUCAUUUGUUUUUAAAUGUGGAAAACUAUCGUUUUGGACGUUGAGUGCAUCGUUUGUAAUAAAACGUUGCAAAAAAUCAAUCACGAUCCGCGUGAGAUAUCAAGAGAAAUGGGAAAAAUUACUAAUCGCCGGUCAAGGACUCCAAAUUGGUCGCUUCAAGAAAAACAACACCUACUUGAAUUAAUUAGAGAACGAAAAGAAGUAGUCGUAACGAAGAGUAACAAUGGACCUAAUUAUUCAGAAGAAAAGGACGUGGCUUGGAACGAGAUACUUCGCGAGCUUACAGUUAAAUUUGGAGAUAAGUUUGUAGGCAGUUCUACAAAGAAAGUUAAGACGCAGUGGCAAAACAUGAAAAGAAUCGCCCGCGAAGAGAUCGCAUUAAAUGGACCGGAAUUACACAAGUACACGAAGCUCUCUUUGGAAGUGUGUGAAAUUCUAGAGUUAUUGAAAGAUGGUGUUUUAAAAACUGUGAGUGAUCAUGAUAGUACACUUACCACGGAUGUGGAAAUAAAGGCUGAACGUAUUGAGGAAGAAAAUAUUCAGCCGGAAAGCAUUACUUUUAACAACAGCUCUACCGAGAUGGAUGUCCAAGUGAUAAAUGAAAACAAUUUAAAUUCCUUAAAUCAAUUCGAUGUCACUGGUAGUUCUAGCUCAGAUAACAAUGACCUGAAUGAACUGGUAAUAGAUGAAUCUAGACUUUGUAAUGAAGAAAAACAGAUUGAAGUAAAGGACACAGCCUCUAUGACUGAUGUUUCAAUGCAAGACUUAACAUAUCUUAAUAUCAAUAGAGAUUAUAAAGAAUAUUUCAAAUAUACCGCAGAGGAAAAAGCUCUAAAGAUAGAGUCGCUAAAAGAAGAAAGACAGGUGGUCAGAGCAAUGAGAGAGACAGCAGAAUUAAACAAAAUUACUGCUGAGCAAAGAUUAAAACAUGUUUUAUGGAUCAAGAAACAAGAAAUGUCGUAA
Leguminivora glycinivorella is the source of this 1261-nucleotide messenger RNA. RefSeq lists its product as uncharacterized. NCBI's taxonomy places the organism in Eukaryota, Metazoa, Arthropoda, Insecta, Lepidoptera, Tortricidae. The coding region runs from base 314 to 1261 and encodes 315 amino acids. The transcript is spliced from 3 exons. The record is from RefSeq and is a predicted model, not a curated record.